Anopheles stephensi (Asian malaria mosquito) is the source of this 2025-nucleotide messenger RNA. RefSeq names its product SAM50-like protein CG7639. The record is from RefSeq and is a predicted model, not a curated record. NCBI's taxonomy places the organism in Eukaryota, Metazoa, Arthropoda, Insecta, Diptera, Culicidae. Gene Ontology annotation, biological process: protein insertion into mitochondrial outer membrane; mitochondrial respiratory chain complex assembly. The coding region runs from base 401 to 1738 and encodes 445 amino acids. The transcript is spliced from 6 exons. Gene Ontology annotation, cellular component: SAM complex; outer membrane.
AUGACAGCUGUUUCAGGGCGUAUGCACACGAUCAGCAACAAGUUGGAAUUGAUUUUUACUACACUGCUUUAAAAAAGAUUUUUGUUCAAACACAAUAAAAUAGGACGUAUUUUUAAAUUGCAAAUAACACAAGCAUUUAAAACGGUUGCAUUUUAUACUUUGGAGGUUUUGUUGUUCUGAUCGACCUUCCAGUCAAACGCAUGUUUGAAAUCGACCCGAGUUGUGUGGUGUGGUCCCGUUCGUUGUUUGUUGUUAGCAGACUUAAUAUCAGCAUGAUUCGCUUUUAGCCGAUUUACCACAAAUAUAAAGCAAAUUUCGGUUGUGAGAAAAGAAUUAGUAAAGCGAACACUCCAGCGAGGUAACUUCCGGCCGUGCAACACACCGGUCACAUUACAUAACCAUGGGAGGAGGUACAUCCAAGGCGGAAACCACUCCGGGAAACCGAAAAGAUCCGGAUUUCACCCGGUUCAAGGCACGGGUGGAUCGGGUGUACAUCGCAGGCCUAAACAGAACGUACGAUGACUAUGUACAGCGUGCGGCACGUCACCUGUUCAAGGCACAGAACUUUCAGGACGUUAUCGUGGAAACGGCAAAUGUUAAGGAUGAGCUGUUGCGAUUAGGUAUCUUCAAGAACUUGCGCAUUUCGAUCGAUACUAGCAAAAGUGACGAUGCGACCAAAAACGGUUACACGGUGACGUUCGCGGGUGAUGAACUGUCUCGGAUAACUGGAAACGUUGGUGUAGAGGUUGGUCAAAACGAUGGGGCAGCUACCACAGAGCUGGUCACACCAAAUUUGUUUGGACGCGGCGAACGGCUAAGCAUCAAUUUAAGCCGCAGCUAUGUUAAGAACAGUGUGCUGAACAUGAAGUUUACCAAACCCUUUCUGCAUACGGCCGUGGGCGACUAUGAACCAGAGACCUCAAUUACCCUGUUCCGGAAUGCGUCCCCCCAUCCAUGGUCCAAGUAUCGGCUCGAGGAUAAUGGCAUGCUGUUCGACUUUUCCUUCGCCAUACCGUCGCUUGGCUUCAGCAACAGUCUUCAGUACGAACUCGGCAUGAAGGAACUGUUUGCGCUCGACAAGCAGACACCAUUCUUUGUGCGCGAACACUGCGGUCCGCGGCUUGUGUCUACCUUCCGGUACAUCGGCCAGUACGACGGUCGGGACGAUAGCGUGUUUCCUUCGAACGGUGUGUACGUCAAGGGCACGACCGAACUGAUUGGUAGUCAGCUUUCCCAGCUCGGUAUUGUUCGGCAGGAGAUGCACGCAGAGCUGAACGUACCACUGUUCCUCGGUGCAUCGUUGCAGCUGUGCGGUCGUAUCGGUGCGAUACUGCAGGACAAGCGCAAGGAAUCGCUACCCAUCCAUCAGCUGUUUUUCCCCGGUGGACCGCAGACUUUGCGUGGUUUCGAGCUGGCCGGUGCCUGUCCACGGCGCGACGGCAUUGCGGCCGGCUGCCAAUCGUAUUGGGCCACCGGGUUGCAUCUGUGGAGCCCGCUACCGUUCAACCAGUACUUUGGCGGUUUCGGUAAUCUGUUCCGGACCCACGCGUUCUACAAUAUUGGCACGUGCGAUACUUACACGACAGACAAACUGCGCAGCACGGCAGGCAUCGGCAUUGCAUUCCGUAUGGGCCAGAAAGCGCGCAUCGAAUUCAACUACUGCCAACCGCUUUCGUAUGAAGCGGGCGAUCGAGUGGUGAAAGGGUUCCAGUUCGGCAUCGGCUACGAAUUCGUCUAAAGCAUCCUUUUUCUCACCAUCAACCAACUACCCCCGGUUUUGUUUGGUCGUCCGAACCGCUUUACGCUUUUUCCUGACACUCUACCGACACUGUUCGUCUCAGCCAGCAAAGCUUUUUAUCCGAUGCAAUUGUCUUCGUUCGUAUUUUUUCGCAUUUUAUCCCUUAAGUUGUUUCCUUUCCGGUUCUCUGUCUUACAUACAUUGCCGUUCCGUCUCGCGAGUCAAUAAGUUUAAGUUAUGACACAGCGUAAAUAGAUCAGUUGAAAAUAAAACAUAAUGAAACACGA